This is a messenger RNA of Cucurbita pepo subsp. pepo (vegetable marrow), 1817 nucleotides long. Its product is annotated as protein BREVIS RADIX. The record is from RefSeq and is a predicted model, not a curated record. Lineage: Eukaryota; Viridiplantae; Streptophyta; Magnoliopsida; Cucurbitales; Cucurbitaceae.
AUUCCGAUUUUUGGCUCUCUCUAACGUAAAACCCGGAACUAUAAUAUCCCAAACUUUCCCUUCCUGAACAACUUUUUUUUUGUUUGGAUUUGGACCUUGCUGUUCGCCGCCGGUGGACGGCGGCGAUUUUACCGGGCGAGGGUUUGUUUCGGGUUUUUAAUUGCAUUUUGAUUCUGUUGUUUGUUUGGAGAUUUUGGCAGAGAAUCAAAGUGGAGUGGAGUGAGGGAAUGUUUUGUUCGUCAGUGUAACAGCAGAAAUUUAGCACGAAGAUGCUCUGAUUGGCGAUAUUUUAGGGAUUUUGAUUGCUGUUGCUGUUGGUUGCCAUUGCAGCGAGGGAUUGAUAAAAGCGAGGAUUGCUUGAAACGGAAAUUUUUGAGAGAGAAGGAGUUGGAAUUCGUUUUUUGGAGGUGGAGAUUUUCUUGGCGACCUAACAUUGCGGUUGAUUUCAGUUUGAUUUUGGUGGAUAAGCUUCUAAGGAGCCUUCGAGCGAGAGUAAGAAAGCAAAGUUGAACCAAAAUGUUUACAUGCAUAGCAUGUACGAAACAGACAGACGACGGGGGUGAGGAUGGGGCUGCGCGUGGGAGUGGCACGCCUAGUACAAAGGAAGCCGUCAAAAGCCUGACAACGCAGAUCAAGGACAUGGCGUUGAAAUUCUCUGGUGCUUAUAGGCAGUGCAAACCCUGUACAGGCUCCAGUAGCUAUAAGAAAGGACAGAGACCUUACCCAGAUUUUGACACUGCUUCAGAAGGGGUUCCAUACCCCUACAUAGGAGGGGCAAGUGCAAGUUCAACACCUGCCUGGGACUUCCCUCCUGUCAAUCGCCACCCACAUACGAGAUCUGACUCGAGAUUUAAAGGGGUGUUCAGAGGAGACCAGACCCCUGGAGCCGAUUCCACCAUAUCAGCAUGUGAUGUGGUGCUUGAGGAUGAGGAUGAGCCGAAAGAGUGGAUGGCACAGGUGGAGCCUGGUGUUCACAUUACUUUUGUGUCCCUACCCAAUGGAGGCAAUGAUUUAAAACGAAUUCGUUUCGAUCGAGAAAUGUUUAACAAAUGGCAAGCUCAGCGAUGGUGGGGCGAAAACUAUGACAGAAUAACGGAGCUCUAUAAUGUCCAGAGAUUCAACCAACAAGCUCUUCAUACGCCACCAAGAACUGAGGAUGAGAGGGAUUCUUCCUACUCAAAGAUGGAAAGGGAUAGCCCAAUGACUGCAGCGAACAAAGAUUGGGCACUGAAAAACCACAAACCUUCAGGAAGUAAAGGUUAUUUCCCAUCUGACCAGCAUUUUGAUCAUGGAAGCAGCCACCACUAUGCAGGGUCAAGUGCCUAUCCAACCGGGGGCGCCAAAGGCGACAUGUCAUCUAUGGAAGCCUCACGCACAACUACCUCUUCUAGAGACGAACCUUCAAUUUCCGUUAGCAAUGCAAGCGACAUCGAGGCCGAAUGGGUCGAGGAAGACGAACCAGGAGUCUACAUAACAAUCAGGCAGCUUGUUGAUGGCUCUAGAGAGCUUCGUCGUGUCAGAUUCAGCCGUGAAAGGUUCGGGGAGGUGAACGCAAAGCAAUGGUGGGAACAGAACAGGGAGAGAAUCCAAGCUCAAUACCUAUAAUAACUUAUUGAUGAUGGCAGCAACAGGUUUAAAAUUAAGAAAGUUUCAGGAGCACCUUCAUGUUCCAAAAUUUUUGUCUUUAGAAUGUAAUAUUCACAAAAGGCCAUCAGCUGGGAUAUAUGGAGAUUUUUGCACCACCAAAUAGAUACAAAACCAAAUUUCUCAUCUUUCCAAUCAGAAUUCUAAAAGUCAAAUUCUUUUAUUUUCAUCCA